Molecule: messenger RNA, 2269 nt
Organism: Cyprinodon tularosa
Lineage: Eukaryota; Metazoa; Chordata; Actinopteri; Cyprinodontiformes; Cyprinodontidae
Exons: 5
Coding region: 45-1007 (320 amino acids)
Source: RefSeq, a predicted model, not a curated record
ACAUUUCUGUGAAAACAAGCUUAGAAGGCAGCUUUAACAUCAACAUGAGGACAUUGUGUCUACUUUUGCUUUUACAUUCAAGUCUUCAGCUCCAGUGCGAUAAAAGAGAGAUAAGAGCCUACACUGGAGAUGAAUUCAUGAUAGUCUGCAAAUAUGACCACGCCCGUUUCCUGUUCAGUAAAAAAUAUUUAUGCAGAGGAGAAUCCAAAAAUACCUGUAAGAUUUUGCGGGACACUGAUGAUGUUGCAAAAACCCAAUCCACCAACAGGGUGAGCAUAAUUGACAGACACAGAGCUGGGUUCAUUGUGAAGGUAACAAAUCUGCAAACUGAAGACUCUGAUUUUUACUGGAUUGGGAUCGACAAAAUCUAUGCUGACAUAAUGAUAUUGGUUAAAGUAAUUGUUACAGAAGUUCCAGUGUCUAAACCCAGCGUUUGGCCCCUGACCCCUCUGCUGGACGGUCCAACAUGCUGGGGGAAGCCAGUAACCAUUCGUUGUGGUGCUCCAAAAGGCAGCGGGGUUUUUUAUGCCUGGUAUCAGCAGAUGCAUCACAAACGUCUCCUGCUGCACAGCUCUACAGAUAUAACAUUUCACUGCGGCGUAGUAACGGAGGACAGCGAGUUUUACUGCUCUGCAAAUAACAGCAUCAGCAGUGAGCAGAGCGAUAUAGUUUCUGUGCAGGUUCUCAUUCCUGCCAGCAGCAACUGCAUCUAUGCUGUUAAUAUUCAGGGGCAGCCUAUUUAUGACUGCAAAGGCAGAAUCAGCACAACCGUGUCUGAAACUUCACCGACAAUGACCUACAUAGAACCCACAAAAACUACCUUUGGUACAUCAGAGCAGUUUUUACAAGUAAAUCAAACCACUACCCCUGCAUUUUUCCACAGAACAUGGUCUGGAGUUCCACUCUGGUAUGAGAUGCUGAGAUGGGGUUCUUUCACAGUCUUACUCAUAAGUCUGUGCAUAGUUACAAGCUGCACACAAAAUGGUCAUAGGCAGUAUGACAUGUGAUAUGAUUUUUGACAAUUUCAUCUUAAAUUUUUAUAGUACAUAAAAACUGAUUCUCAAAGUUUUUCAAAAUUAAGCAAGAGAAAGGAUUACAUAAAAAGAAAAAAAUAACUUAGUAAAAAUUAAAAUAAUUACUUAAGUGUCCUCUGAGAAGUGUGAACCCCACACUUUCCUAAGAGUAAAAGGUAAAUCACAGGGUAAACUAACCGCCUCUCCAUAGUGGGACAACAAAGUGACACUCAGAAGUCAAAAUUGUCUGGAAUUAUGUCUUUACAACAAUGCAUUAUAAAGUAAAUAAACAGCAGUGGAAAAUAAUGUGGACAGCUGUCUUUAGCAUUUCACACUUUUCCUCUGAACGUCCCAGAAUUUAAACACCAGGGGGUUAUUUCUUUCAGUUUCCACUAUUCUAAAAGGCAGUAAGUAAAUGUUAAAAUCAGCCAAAUUAUGCAUGGGCAUGUGAAGAAAAUAUUACUCUAUUUAAGUCAGUGGCAUUUCUAGGAAACUAAACCUCCAACAUAACUUCUACCCCAUAGCAACCACGAAAGUAUUACUUCAUCUCUUUAUUAAAAUCCUCAAGAAACUCUAGUGGGUGUUACAGGUGGUGAAACUGUCAAAGAUGAGCAAUCAGUGAUUUUUUUCCUUCACUGAUUUCACAGAACCUUUGUAAGAUUAGGUGUUCUCUUUGUGUCUGGUCAUCUGAGAGCAGGUGAGGCUACCUGGCUGCAAGCCCAGAAAGAAAAACAAUUGUGCCCUUUGGAAAGAAACUGAUACCUAUUUACUUUUCUCACCUCUUAAGAUAAUCAUAAAACAUUUAUUUUUUUAAUCACAGAGAUUGUAAAAAAUCAAACUGUUCAAAUUUUGAACAGUUUUGAACACUAAAAUUUUCAGCUUCACUGCUAAAAGGCUUGAUCAAUCAGUCAGUCCCUGUUGUUCAGCACAUUACCUAUAACAGUUUAACAAUCCAGAAUAAUCUGAAAGUCCCACACCACACCAGGACCUUUCAUCUUUGGACGUGUUGACCUGGAGAUUGAAAUGACUUGGGUAAAAAUAUUUAAAUAUGAGUGGAAGGCUUUCGGAACCUCCAGUUAUAAUUAAAAGACUCUGCAGUGGAAAAGGAGCUAUUGACUUGCACUUGAUGUAAAUUGUUUUGAGGUUUCGACGGACUAUGUGACAAAGCAAUUAGAACCAAGAUCUGUACACAGAAACAAGAAAAGUCUGUAUAAUAUAAAAAUGCACAAACUAAUAUGCUAUGGUUUACUCACAUC